This is a messenger RNA of Aethina tumida (small hive beetle), 3142 nucleotides long. It is a transcript of the gene cactin, whose product is annotated as cactin. Gene Ontology annotation, molecular function: protein binding. Gene Ontology annotation, biological process: mRNA cis splicing, via spliceosome. The coding region runs from base 260 to 3097 and encodes 945 amino acids. The record is from RefSeq and is a predicted model, not a curated record. Gene Ontology annotation, cellular component: cytoplasm; spliceosomal complex. The transcript is spliced from 8 exons. Lineage: Eukaryota; Metazoa; Arthropoda; Insecta; Coleoptera; Nitidulidae.
UUUGAAUAUUAUAACAAGUCACAACGUGUUUGUGCAUCUAUUAUUGCAAACAAAACAUGUUCCCAUGGAUACCUGAGUCUGUGCCUUAAAACGCUGUAGCUAGUAAUUUCAAUUGCGCAAAGAAAACAUAACCCUCAAAUAAUCCACAAAACGACAUAGGAACGUACGAAAUUUUUGACAACAUUUUUAAACUUAACCUACAAUAAUUUAUAAAAUCUGACUGAUUUACAAAUAUACACAAUUAAAUGACAUAGAAUACAUGCCGAGGGAUACAAGAAGACGGUCUUCGGACCGUUCCAGCAGGCGUCGUAGUAGCUCUUCAAGUUCUAGGAGGUCGGCACGUCGGUCUGCUGUUAAAAGACGACGUAAUUCUAGAAGUUCAAAUAGCUCAAGUAGCUAUAGAAGGAACAGAAGUUUUGACCGAUCAAGUCGCACAAGAUUUGACAGGUCUAAUCAAUUUCGUUAUUCACGCCGACCUUCAAGAAACUAUGAAAGAUCCGUAAGUAGAUACAGAUCUAGAAGAGGAUACUAUUAUAAUACGAGACCUGCAAGAUAUACACAUUCAAGAAGUAGAUCACGUCGGAGUAGGUCUAGAUAUUUUUACCGCACUGGAAAUAGAAACAGACGUAAUAGUUCAGGCAGUUCUGUAAGGUUUAGACAUUAUAAUAGAUCAAGAAGUUCCUCUAUAUCUUCUAAGAGCCGACGAAGUAUAGGUAGAUUUAACUCUAGAAGAAGUAGGGAAAUGGAUAAAAAGGGGACAAGACGCUCAAGGAGCAGGUCAAAUAGGAGAAGGAGCAAAUCAAGAAGUUCGUCAAGAUCUAGAUAUAAAAGACGAUCAAGAUCCAGAAGUGACUCAAGAUCUAGAAAUGGAUACAUUUCAAGAGAUAGGAGAUCUGACAGUUAUAGGCGACGCAGUAGAUCGAGGGACUCUGGUAGAUCCAGACGAGUUUCUCGUUACAGUCGAGAUCGCACCAGUUACGGAAGAUCUAGAGUGUCCCCCAAUCACUAUAGAAACAGAUACUCAAGAAGUCCUGAUCGUAGAAGAGCUUUAGACAGACAUAGUACAAGGUCAAGUUAUUCUUACAAAAAUAAGAAUGGAUCCAGCAGCAGAUCAGAUAAUAAGAAUGUCUCAACCAGAAGUAGAUCAAAGUCAAAGUGUAAGGAUUCCAAGAAAUCAAGUGAAAGUGAUUCUUCUUCUGAAAAUUCAGAUUCAUCAUCAAGUGAUAAAAACCAGGAAAAAUCGAGUGAAAGUAGUUCUUCUGAUACAGAUUCAUCUGAAACCAGCCAAGCCUCAACUAAGAGUCUAAAAUUAUUAGAAAAAUUGAAGGAGGAAAGAUUGAAACAAGCAGAAGCCAGAAGAAAGCAAAAGGAACUAAUUAAGGCUAAUGAAACAGCAGAAGAAAAAAGAAUUCGACGACUCAUAAAGAAAGAGGCAAAAGAACGGAGCAGGAAGGAAAAAAGGGGGUGGGAUAAUGAAUAUCUUCAUUAUACUAACAGUGACAAUCCAUUUGGAGAUGGCAAUUUGCUUUCUACAUUUGUAUGGAAUAAAAAGCUAGCAAAGGAGGGUCUAACUGGUGUCAGCCAUAUGGAAAUAGAAGCAAGAAAUAGAUUUAAACAGGAGGAAAAUAAACGAGAAUUAGAAAAAGUUAAGAAGAGAAGAAUUGAAAGAGAACUAGAGAGACAAAAACGCGAGGAAGAGAUGCAAUUAAUGCAGAGAAGUAAAGAAGCAGCCCAAUUUGAAGAAUGGGAAAGGCAAGAGGAUCAGUUCCAUUUAGAGCAAGCUAGGCUACGAUCGCAUAUUCGAAUUCAAGAUGGCAGAGCAAAACCUAUUGACCUACUGGCAAAAUAUAUAAGUGCAGAAGAAGAAGUGGAUGCAGUAGAAAUGCAUGAGCCCUAUACGUAUUUAAAUGGUCUGCAUAUAAAAGAUCUAGAAGAUCUAGUUGAAGACAUAAAAGUAUACAUAGAAUUGGAGAGAGGCAAAAACUUGGAUUAUUGGAAUGAUAUUACUAUUAUUGUUGAAGAUGAACUGCAAAAACUAAAGAAGAUCCAAAAAGAUGAUGAUAUGGGUCUGAAUAGAAGAGAAGGUAUACAUCAAGCUGUUGCAACUGACGUAUCUUCUGUGUUUAAAGGAAAAACCUCUAACCAGUUAGCGCAAUUGCAGAAAUCUAUCGAAGCAAAACUAACUGGCAAAUCACAUGGUGUUGAUAUUGGUUAUUGGGAGUCUUUAUUAUCACAAUUAAAAGCUCAUAUGGCUAGAGCAAGACUCAGGGAUAGACAUCAGGAAGGUUUGAGACGAAAACUUCAAGUAUUAAAAGCUGAACAGGCAGUAGUAGUACCUAGUGAUACUGGAAAGAAACCAAGUCAUAAUAAAGAACAAUCAGAACCUUCAACUGCAGAUAACAGUGAUAAUGAAGGUGAGGAGGAGGAGGAUGCUGAGAACGACAUGUUAAAUGAAUGUUUUGAUGCAUACAUGGCUGGAAGUUACAGUCCAAAACUACUUAAUCCUGAUGAUCUAGAACCUGGUACAAUUGUUGUAUCAGAAGAAGAUGAUAUUAAACGUUUAGAAUUUGCGAGAAUGCAAAUUAUAGGAAAUAGUAGAAAAGCUGACAAUCCAGCGACACACGAAGAAGUACAAAUGCAAAAAGAGGCUAGAAAAGGAAUGGGUGAUGAUGAAGCUCAAUUUUCUGUUGAAUCGUCACUAGAGAGCCAAGUAUACUUGUGGUCAGACAAGUAUAGGCCAAGGAAACCUAGAUAUUUUAACAGAGUACAUACUGGAUUUGAAUGGAACAAGUACAAUCAAACUCAUUAUGAUAUGGAUAAUCCACCGCCAAAAAUUGUGCAAGGAUAUAAAUUUAACAUAUUUUAUCCGGAUUUAAUUGAUAAAAAUGAUACUCCCGAAUAUUUUUUGACUCCUUGUCCAGAUAACAAAGAAUUUGCUAUAUUGAGGUUCCAUGCAGGUCCGCCAUAUGAAGACAUUGCAUUUAAAAUAGUCAACAGAGAAUGGGAAUAUUCAUAUAAGAGGGGUUUCAGAUGUCAAUUCCAUAAUAAUAUUUUCCAGCUGUGGUUCCACUUCAAACGUUACAGAUAUCGACGAUGAUUUAUGAGAUUGUAUUUUUCUUACCUAAAUAUAUAUUUCUUCUUA